Messenger RNA from Lytechinus pictus (painted urchin), 2506 nucleotides. RefSeq names its product ER membrane protein complex subunit 8-like. Gene Ontology annotation, cellular component: EMC complex. NCBI's taxonomy places the organism in Eukaryota, Metazoa, Echinodermata, Echinoidea, Temnopleuroida, Toxopneustidae. The record is from RefSeq and is a predicted model, not a curated record. The transcript has 5 exons. Bases 21 to 632 code for a protein of 203 amino acids.
GUAUAUAUGAUCGAGAAAUUAUGGCAGACUUCAAAGUGAAACUCCGAGCAUAUGCUAAAACAGUCCUUCAUGCAGCGAAAUACCCUCAUUGUGCCGUAAAUGGAGUUCUACUUGCUGAUAAGGAAAAAUUGAAGGACGGAAAAUGUUUGGAAUUCGUAGAUUGCAUACCAUUUUUUCACCAUUCUCUUGCGCUUACUCCGAUGCUGGAGGUGGCUCUGGUACAGGUUGAUGCUUAUUGCCAUGCCCAUGGACUCAAGAUAGCAGCAUACUAUCAAGCUAAUGAACUCUUGAAAGAUAUAGAGCCAGAUUCAAUAGCAGUGAGAAUAGCAGACAGAAUAAAUGAUAACUCUUCAGAUUCAUGUCUUUUAAUGAUUGACAACACAAAACUAACAGGAGGAUGUGAGAAGAGUGCCCUGAGACUCUAUACCUUACAGGAUGGUAAAUGGGGUUAUCGCGGAACACAAACAAGUAACCUGAAGUUGGACAACAGUGAAACCACUUUAAGGAUCACAUCCGAUCUUCUGCGAUCGAGAGCGUACAGCGAUCUAGUUGACUUCGAUACCCAUCUUGGUGACAUCUCAAAAGAAUGGCAAAAUCUUGAGCUGAACGCACAAAUUGAAAACUGUUCAUGAUGUAAGAUAAAUGCCUGCUUUAUCAGGGUGAGGUCUAAAAUCAGUAAAUUGUUGAUUGGUAUACACCUACUUUGUCUAAUAUCCAUUUGAUCUCACCCUCUGUGGUUUAAUCCCGAUUUGUAUGCAACCUGUUUGUCUACUUACCAUCUGGGGCCUGUUUCAUAAAGAGUUGCAACUGUUGUAACUUUGCCAUUAUGGCAACUACCAUGGUAACCUUGAUUUUUGAUUGGCUGCUGAGCCACGUUGCCAUGGUAGUUGUCAUAAUGGCAAAGUUACAACAGUUGUAACUCUUUAUUAAAUGGGCCCCCUGGUCUUAUCGUCAUUUAGAACAUUCACCAUUUUGUAUAAUUCCCAAAGACUGUUGGGCUAUCUCCAUUUCGUCUAAUAUCCACUUGGUCCAACCACUUGUAGUCUAUGAACUGUUUAAUGAACCAAAUUUUAAUUUGAUAAAGCAAAAAAGGUUUACAAAGGGGAUAUUAGACCAACUGGGCAUUAGGUUAAUCUAUGAGAAUUAGUCUUAAGUGAGUAUUAGACUAAGUGUAGUGUAGAGCAAAGUGAUAGUAGACUAAAUGAGUUAAAACCAUGGGGUGGUAUUCUGAUAACUAAACCUAGGUUUAACCCUAGUCUUAACUAGAAUUUCAAACCACACUUCUAUGGAAUGCCGGGCUUCAUCAUAUUUUUCUAUAUUCAUGCCAAUUAUAAUGCAUCAAUUCAUUAAAAUUCCUAAUAUUUUUGUUUAAUUUACCAUUUCUACCCAUGUCAUGACUCAAUUAAUUUUUUAACAACUUUUUGCAGCGGAUGAAAAUAAUUUUUAAUUGGUGAAUGAGUUGACAACUGGCACUCCAUAUAGUGUGGUCUAAGUUAACCCAGGUUUCACCAAAUCAUGGCUAUCUGAAUACCACCCAUGUUUUAUAGACCUGAGAAGUAGACCAACUGUAGACCAAGUAACUGGGUUCUGUAACACAAAGGUUAGCAAUUAAUCAUACGCUUGAUUUUCACAAUUAAUUGUACAUUGUAAUCAAUACAAUCAAUUGUAGAAAAAUGUUUUUUACGAUUGAUUGCUAAGCUUUGUGUUACAGGCCCCAGGGCCCCGUUGCAUAAAACUUUUGCCGGUCUAAAUUCUAAAGCAUUUUGCUGGGUGUAAGAAAGUUAUUGUGCUGUCAAACUAAAGGCUAAUUAUGUUAUUUUGUGUAAAAUGGAAUAUCAGUUAAAAACGUAGGGAAGCUAUUCUGGAAAUUGUUUAAUUUUUUUCUUUUAAAAUGUAUUUUCUAGUUAUCAAAGCACAUCUUAUCACCUAGGUGGAAGCUGCAGCUACAGACCGUCUUUGCUGUAACCAGUCUGAUGCUCUUACACAAAACGCAAGCAAUAGGUGUGAUGCAGCGAGAUUACUAGCAGUUGCUGUUGAGCUGCCGCCUGUACCCCGUGUCUUGCUUUCGUUGUUUCCUUAUUUUGAACGACUGUCCGAUGGCCGUUUUUUUUUAACGAAAAUUCUGUGCUGAAUCUUAAUCAAUUAAAAGAAAACAACUGAAAAUCAAGACAAGAUGGUACGGGCACUGGGUAAUCCAUUGUUUGUAGUCUUGUCACAUCAGAUGCAAUGUUUAGCAUGACAGCAAAGAUAUACAUGCAGCCUCCACCUAGACCAUAGGCUUAUGAAAGCACAGUUGAAAAUUGGUAUCAGACCUGGUGGGUGUUUCAUUAAGCUGUUGGUAAGUUAAGAGCGACUUUAAGAACGACUGGUGAACCUUUCUUGUGCGCUAAACAAUCACCAAUGAACGUUAAAUGGUGAAUAUCAUUUACCAGAAGAAAGGAUCACCAAGUCAUUCUUAAAGUCACUCUUAACUUACAAACAGCUUUAUGAAAUGUCCCCCGUGUAA